CCACGACUGAUGGCCCCUCUCCGGAGCUAGACGGCGAUCCGCUGGUCAGCCAGUGACCAGGGUCACGCUGGCGCCCCCCAGCCCCGGGUCUUGGCUCUGCCCAGAAGGUCCUGUGGCCCUGCGAGCCAUGGAGGCUGCAUCAGUGCUGAGCCCCUCAUCCUGGGAGAAGCGCAGAGCGUGGGUCCGGCAGAGCCGGUGCUGGCGUACCACUGUGCUGGAGGAAGAGGCAGCGGUGGCCGUGCAGGAUGUGUCUGGGCUGCAGCCACCGCAUCUAGACGAUGUCUUCCUCGAAGGAAGCUCCUCCAGCAAGAUUGAGACCUGGCUGCAGGAUUGUGGGGCGUCCAUGGAGGUCCUGCCUGAGGAGCCUGGCCUGCCUGCCCCCUAUGGAUGCAGCAGUAACGGGACCAGCUUUGAGGACGACUUGACACUGGGAGCGGAAGCUCUGUUGUUACCUAGGAAUGACAAAGCCGCAGGCAGCAGGACCCUGCUGGAGAAGCCCUGGCCAGGCCGGUACCUCCACCUCGGGCACAGCAUGGCAUCCAGUGCCAUCUCCGGUGGCACCAACAAAACCACCUCCAGUGUCUCUGAGAUCCUGGAGCGGUGGCAGGAGGAUGCUGAGGAGAUUCUCUACAACUUGGGCUUCGUCCAGGACGAGCCUCAGGCCACAGCCCGGAUCCCGGCCCGGUUCUUCUCAGCUCCUUCCCAAGCCAAAGGCAUCGAUUUCCAGCUCUUCCUGAAGGCCCAGGUGCAGCGCCUGGAGAUGGAAGAUCCCUGCCUGACCCUGGCCAGUCGGUUCCAGCAGGUGCAGGCACUGACUGCGACGGCGGAUGCUUUCUUCUGCCUCUAUUCCUAUGUCUCCAAGACCCCCCUGCAGAAGAUUUCGCCAGCCCAGGUUUUCUGGGCCUGCCCAGAAAUCCCCAACUUCUGGGUCGUGCCCGCGAAGGCUGAGGCUGCAUCUCCUGUGGACCGUCUGAAGAAAGCCAUCUCCAAGAUGUGCCUGUACACCUCGCCCAGAGCCGGGUCCCCGCGGAGAGCUAGCAGGGUACCCAGCUCCCGGAGGAGCAGCCUGGGCAGGGUGGUACAGGAGGUGCUGGAGAGGGUGAAGGAGGAGCGGUUCCGAUUUGACCAAACAGAUAUAGAGGACAUGGAAGGGGCAACCCGUGAGAUGCCCACGGGGACAUUCCAGUGCCAGCAUAGAGUGGAGCGCUCCAUCCAAGAGCCACCAUCACCGGAGCUGGCAAAGAAUGUUUCAGAGCAUCUCUGCCAUGGAGGUGAGGCAGCCCCCACUUCUCCAGGAGGGAAAGGAGAGCUCCACGCAGUGCCAGCCCCAGCAAGGCUGCAAUGGGCCCCACAGGGGCUACCUGCUGGCAUAGUCGGGGCAUGUGCAGAGGGGGCGGGUAGUCCAGGCUACCAGGAGAAGAAAGGCCCUGGAGAAGCCCCUAUGGAGAUGGCUCCUACCAAAUGGGAGGUCUCCGUGGACGCAUCCUGCCCUUCAGGGGGAGCAGGAUCUGAUGAGAAGGGUUCCUAUGCUGGAAGCACGGCUGCACCAUGGGCUUGUCUCAUCCCCUCUCCUGGGACACACUACACGGCCACCAAAGCCAUGGGCACUGUCGGGACAACGUGGUUCCAUCCGGAGCCCAGAGAGGGGCUCAGAAGUGAGGCUGGGUUCGCCUUAGACUUGUCCAGGGCCCUGAGCAGUGAUGAUGCAGGCUCCUGCAUAGCCCAGCUGCCCCACCCAGGGGGGCCUCCAGGGAAGGAUGGGCUGGAGGCCUACAGAGGAGCUCUCAUGUGCCCAGAGGAGCUGAGGGCUGAAGGCGAAGGACACUCACAGCACAGAGGGAGCUCCCACAUGUGUGGCUCCCGGGACGUGGCACAUCCCCAGGGGCAGGACACCAAAGUCCCGGGGCCAGCGUUGCUCUCCCUGGAGGAGGUUCCUGCUUUGUGGGUAGCAGGCGGGGGCUCCAUGCUCCAUGGGCCCUGCUGGGCACCGACGCUGCCCCUCCAGGAGGAUGAUUCUUUUGAACUGGAAGAGGUGCAAAGCACCAGUGAGGAUGAGGGUGGCACCCCCGAGGCAGCAGCCUGGCUGCCCGCACCCACCUUGGCGAGACACCGGAGGCGUUUCAUGCUCCAUGCCCACAGCGCGCAUUCUGACAGCAGCGGUUUUGUGGAGGAGCCGGCGCCCAACUCAACGCUCACCACCCAGCUUCCUGACACAGCCUGCUCCGAGCUCGACAGGCCAGUGGGGGGCCCAUGCGGCACAGGGCAGGCGGUGUAGGUCAGGACUCCCUGGCUGAGAGAACUCAUCUGAGCAGGAGGAAGAUGUCUGCUGUCUCCAGGCCACACACUUCUUCCACAUAGCCUGUCCCAAGCCCCUUCAUGAGCGAUGACAGGGUCCGGGCACGAUCCCUGGGGCAGCGGGAUCACAGCUUCCUGGGCCUGGGAACAGCAGAAUUGUACCUCAAAUCCAGACAGCACCAAGCAGCCAGGGCAACCCACGACCUUGGACAUGGAGCAGAGGCACCCACCCGGGAUCCAGGCCAACUCAUGGCAUGGAGCAGGGGGCACCCACCAGGAAUCUAGGAUGACCAAGGGUGCAGAGUGGGAGGGGCAUCCACUCACCAGGGUGAACCUGGGGGCAGGUGGACAGCCACCUGCCAGGCAGCCAUAGUGACCUA
Messenger RNA from Malaclemys terrapin pileata, 2675 nucleotides. It is a transcript of the gene TESPA1, whose product is annotated as thymocyte expressed, positive selection associated 1. Bases 128 to 2275 code for a protein of 715 amino acids. Gene Ontology annotation, molecular function: signaling receptor binding. The transcript has 11 exons. NCBI's taxonomy places the organism in Eukaryota, Metazoa, Chordata, Testudines, Emydidae. The record is from RefSeq and is a predicted model, not a curated record.